Salpingoeca rosetta is the source of this 4076-nucleotide messenger RNA. RefSeq lists its product as uncharacterized. The transcript has 13 exons. NCBI's taxonomy places the organism in Eukaryota, Choanoflagellata, Craspedida, Salpingoecidae. The coding region runs from base 84 to 4076 and encodes 1330 amino acids. The record is from RefSeq and is a predicted model, not a curated record. Gene Ontology annotation, cellular component: cytosol; Golgi membrane; Ric1-Rgp1 guanyl-nucleotide exchange factor complex. Gene Ontology annotation, biological process: retrograde transport, endosome to Golgi; intracellular protein transport.
CACACACACACACACACACACACGCACAUACACACACAUACGCACACUCACACACAUAUAGACACAGAGCAACAGCAGCGCAGAUGUAUGUGCCUGUGGGGCGGGAGAGCGUGUCCCGCGUGGGCCCGUGUGUAUGCAUGGGCGCAAGCGGAGAUGGGUCCUUUGUGGUGAUGGCACAGCCGCACGCCCUGGCCCUCUUUGCGGUGCACCCAUUUGAGCAGAUCUCAAACACGCUCCACUUGGAGGUCAACCCAAACAGACCGCACGACGCAAGUGGGCGCUCCUCCCCAGCCUUCACCACGACUGGAAGCGCCGGCAGCGGUGGCACCUCCUCCGCAGCAGCCACGACGACAACCACAGCCAACACCACAAACGCGGGUACCGCGUCGCUCACAUCCACGGCAGCGUCGUCAACCGCAUCGCCGUCCUUCGCCAGCGUCACCAGCACCACCAGCCCUCUGCGCUCACACCAGCCGCCUCAAUACCAACACAACGCACAGGGCUCGCCGCCCGCCAUUGGCGCUGCUCACACCCCGGCCUUCUUCCCAUCCUCGUCACCGUCCUCGUCAAGGACCAACCUGCGUCACGAUACAACUGCGACAACUGCGACAGGCGACAACUCAGGCGCUGCGUUCGACCGCGCACCCACAUCCCCUUCCCCUUCCUCCUCCUCCUUCUCCUCCGCUGCACCUUAUCCAUCGCGCAGUGGCCACAGCAACGCUUGUGCGCCUGCAUAUCGUCGCCCACAGCAGCAACAGCAGUUCCAGCAGCCGCUGCCGACGUCCGUUGGUAUGCCGCAACACAUCGUGCCUCUGCCCCGGUCCGCUGACCACUUCUGCGUCACCACGUCCAAGGGGUACAUCCUCUUCUUCGUGGCAAGCGACGUUGUCUACGCACCCGGCAGCGGGCUUGAGCAGUCAAGCGCACAGGCCACGGCGGCCAAGCCUGCAUCGGCAACGGCAGCAAUGGCAGCAGCGACUGCGACAACAACAGCAGGGCAUGCAGCCACCUCCUCCUCCCCUUCCUCCGCCUCCACCACCACCACCACGCCCGGGUCCAUUGUCAGCGGCCUGCUGCGUCGUGGGAGCGCCAUGUCCGUGCGCCCACCGCCAUCCCACCUUGCGGGCUGCCCUGCUCCCCUGCGCAUCACCAAGCGCGUUGAGUUUGAUCCCCACGCGCCGCCGCCACGCCCGCUCAUCGCCCACACGCUCACGGCGUGCUGUGUCUUGGGCAAGGAUGUGCUGUGCGCCUCCAAGAUCGGCAUCAUCGACUUUGUUCCCUGGGCGUCAACCUCCUUUGAUCCCGCUCGCACCAUCGACCUCAGAGCCGUGUGCGGCGGUGGUGGCGGCGGCACGGGCGACACCCGUGGUGCAGCAGACAGCAUGUAUGCCGUGAGCAUGAUGGCAGACAGCGCCCUCAAUCGCGUCAUUGUGCACAUGAACAGUGGCGCCGUCGUCGUCCUUACAUUUACGGCCACGGGCGAAGUCAAGGGCACUCAACUGUGGAGCCCCGCGGUGCCCGCUGUGCACGUGUCCAUCAACCUUCCGUUCCACCUCGUCGCCGUUGCCGACGCCACAGCCAAGGUGUCCGUCUUUCGCCUGGAGACAGACAGACGCAGCGCACCCCACAGCCUGCUGUACACGCUCGCCUCCCCGCACGCCAGCAAGGUGCCCCCACCGGACGGCAAGCACCGCCUCCUCGCCUGCCACUGGUCCCCUGACGGCUACGGCCUUGCACAGCUCUUCCGCUCCAACACCAUGUCCCUGCACAGCGUGUUUGGCAGCCACCUUGCCGACACAGCCACCGUUGGCCAGCCCAUCUCCCCGCACGCGUGUGUGUGGGCCACGCCAGGGUACCACGUCAUGUACGUGAGCGCAUCUGAGCAGCCGGGGCAACACCACCUGUGCCGCGUCAACCUGCUGCGCAGCGCGCGCAUGACUACGCCGAGCCUGUGCCACGAGGAGAGCCUGGUGCUGGUUGGUGCAGAGUCGAUGUACAUCAACCCGGACAGCGGCGCCGACGCCGACUCGCGGCACAACGUCGACCGCCUCUGCGAUACUCAGUGGCAGCACGUCCAGAUUCCGCAGGCGUACCGGGAGAGCAACGGGCCCAUCUUCACAGCAGCUGUUGACCGUACGGGCCAGUUCAUCGCCGUCGCAGCGCAGCGAGGGCUGAUGCACUACAACACGCUGACGGGCAAGUGGAAGAUGUUUGGCAACGUUGCGCACGAGCGUGAUCUCAUCUGCACAGCGGGGCUGGCGUGGUGGCGGUCCACACACAUUGUCGUUGCAUCGUACUCUGAAGAGCACAAGACGUCGCAGCUACAGCUGUACUCGCGCUCCGAGAACCUCGAUGCGGACAGGGUGGUGGUGAACCACAAGGUGUCGCGUGACCUGGUGCUCAUCAACGUGCUCGGUGACCUCAUUGUCGCCAUCUCUUCCCGCCGGCGCGUCAUCAUCUUCCGUGUCAGCCUGGAGAGUGUCACCGCCUCGCACAGCGGAAUUGCCGCCCGCCCGGCCUCCACGCUCGAAAUUGUGCUGAGUCAGGACUUGUCGGCGCACAUCCCGUUCCUGUCCUCCCUCACCGACGUGUCGCUGACCUACGUGGCGGUGGACGACCUCACGCCAGCGGAGAGCACCGUGAUUGAGGCCAAGAGCAUGAUCCUGAAUGUCGCCGGCCACCUCCACCUCUUCCCAAUUGAGCGUGUGCACGACCAAAGCACAGGCACGUCAUCGUCGGGGCUGGGUGAUGGGAUCUUGCUGGCCACGGACGUGGAGGCUGCCUGGGUGCCGCCCAUCGCCUCCACCCGCAGUUCCUCUCUCCUCCUCGAUGCCCUCUGGUUCAGCUGCGGUCGCAUGGGACUCAAGGUGUGGUUCCCGCUUGAGCGAACGGACCUUGGUGCAAGCCGCCGCAUCAUGCUCACCUUCCCGCUCGACACAUGCCCGCUCACCCUCCUCUUCCGCGAGGCCGUUGUCAUCGGCGCGUCUGUGGAUGCGUACCAGGUGCGCACGCCCGCGGGCCGGCUGGUCACGUGCAACGCCGUCCACCGCAAGACGCAGCUCAACAUGCACCCGAUUCUGCGGCAGCUGCUGCGACGCGGGCUGUCACGGCCUGCGAAGAUGAUUGCGGACACGCUCACGGAUUUGCCGUAUUUCCCGCACUUGCUCGAGCUCAUGUUGCAUCAUGUUCUUGAGGACGAGGCAGCCGAUCCGAACCGGCAAGAGGCGCUGCUGCCGACGGUGAUUGAAUUUAUCCAGCAGUACGACCAGUGGCUGGACAUUGUUGUGCACUGCGCGCGCAAGACAGAGAUGGCCAAGUGGGACUACCUCUUUGAGUGUGUGGGCAGCCCCAAAGCAUCGUUCGAGGCGUGUGUGCGCACGCGACGGCUGGAGACGGGCGCGUCGUAUCUGAUGGUGGUGCAGGCGCUACAGGACGCGGCGACGACACGCCAGCAAACGCUCGACCUGCUGCGGUUGUGUCUGAGCGAGGGCCGGUGGGCGCUGGCCACCGACCUCAUUCGCUUCUACCAGGCCACCGCAGAGUCCAGCAGCGACGCGGGCGAAGCCCAGGUGUUCAAGCCAAGGGCCGCGAUGCUGUAUUUGCUUGACCUGUGCCAGCCGCUCGCCACGCCAGAUUGGGCCCUUGUCUUUGCUCUUGUCCUCCGCAACGAAAACACGCUGCAACAAGUUUUGGACGACAUUCGCCCCUCCUCUCGCGCAGCGAAGCUUGUCGUGCGCAUCCAAACACACAUCUCCACAGACCCACACCUCUCAGAGGAUGCGCGUGGUGCGUAUCUUGCGCUGUUGCGGACGGCAGCAGACAAUUUGCCCUCUUCUGACGUCACCGCCAUCAUGACGCAAGACGACAUUGAGCGCGAACUGAAUUACACGCGCGACGAUGUUGAGGAAGAAAGGGAGGCGGAGACAGAAGCCCAUCACCGCACGCACAAGACGCGCGGCAGUGGCGGCGGUGGCGUGAACGGUGUUGAUGGAAGGACGAACGUGCAGCGCCUUGGUGAGCAGGAUGCGGCGGCGACAGCAGAGGACAGCGGCCAAUCCGAAUGCGUCAUUGCUUGA